Molecule: messenger RNA, 1610 nt
Organism: Closterium sp. Naga37s-1
Lineage: Eukaryota; Viridiplantae; Streptophyta; Zygnematophyceae; Desmidiales; Closteriaceae
Source: the annotation of a GenBank genome assembly
AUCUCCCAGCGGCCGUGCGGCAGCAGCUGCAGCAGGAGGGGCUGUGGAACGUCACCACGUACGAGCAGCGCCUUGACUACUCCUACUGGCCUGCAGAUCACGUGCUCCGCAUGCUGCUGCCGCCAGGGGUGGAAGUGCCCACGGCAUUCGAGACUGUCGGCCACAUAGCGCAUGUGAACCUGCGCGAUGACCUGCUGCCCUACCGCUUCGUCAUUGGGAAAGUCCUGCUGCAGAAAAACGCCCCCCUGAUCCGAGCAGUGGUGAACAAGAGCGGCAUCAUUGAGAACGAGUUUCGAGUACCCACGCUCGACCUCAUCGCAGGGGAAGGCUCCUCCUCGCACCUGCCAACCUCCGUGCGGCAGCACGGCGCCACGUUCCACCUGGACUACGCGCGCGUGUACUGGAACUCGCGAUUAGAGCACGAGCACAAGCGCCUCGUGGACGCGUUCUUUAAACGAGGGGAGGUGGUGGUUGAUAUGUUCGCUGGGGUCGGGCCGUUUGCGGUCCCGGCUGCCAAGGCGGGGUGUGCUGUGCUUGCGAAUGACUUGAAUCCGGCCAGUGUGGAGUAUUUGAGGCGGAAUGUGAGGGUGAAUGGGGUGGAGCGGCGGGUGAGGGCUUAUAACGAGGAUGCACGGGUGUUUGUGAGGGGGGUUCUGAAGCCGCCGGAAGGGGGUGAAGGUGAGACGGUGGCGAGAGGGGUGGAAGGGAGUUUGGAGGAAGGGAUGGAGGGGAAGAAGGAAGGGGGUGGGGAGGCAGGAGGGAUGGAGAAGUCGCAGCAGGAGGAGGGGGGGAAUGUGGAGAGAGAGCAGCAGCGAGCAGUAGCGAGGGGGGUGAAGAGAGAGAGAGGCGAUGCAAGACAGGAGGCGGAGAAGCGGGAAGGGGAGGGGAUGGAAGUGGAGGGUGUAGGGGAGCAGAGGGUGGAAGUGGGGAGUGCCAAAGUGGGGGAAGACGUGGCAGCGGCUGGGAGGGGUGUGGCUGAAGGGGUGAGAGGGAGCAGGCAUGGGCAAGAGGUGAGAGAAGUGGGAGAGAAGGAUGGUGAGGGCAGGGAGGCAGCUGGAGGCCAGGGAUGUUGUGAGACAGCAGGCGGCAGCGAUACAAGUGAUGGGGGAGUGGGCCGAGCAGCAGGCGAGGGAAUGCAGGGGGCGGGCAUGAAUGUAGAGACAGCGGAGGAGGUUAGAGAGGGAGGCACCCAGGAGCAGUUGGGUGAGGGUAAGGAGGAGCAGAAGGGGGGAAGGACGGGGAGAAAAGGCAAAGGGAAGAGGAAGGGAGGGAAGGGGGAGAGCAAGGAGGGCAAGGAUGGGGGGGGCAUAGAGGUGGCAUUGGUGGCGCCGUGGCGGCAUGUGGACCACGUGGUCAUGAACCUGCCUGCCUCUGCCAUCACCUUCCUCGACUCCUUCCGCGGGGCGUUCUCGCGCGCGCACUGGGAGGGCGCCCUGCCGCUCAUCCACACCUACUGCUUCCACCGCUCCGGCCACACCGCUGAGGCCGUCACGCAGGAGGUUGAGCGGCAUCUGGGCGCUGCUGUGGAUGCCGCCACGCUCUCCAUCCACCCUGUCAGGAAUGUGGCGCCCAAUAAGCUGCUGUGCGAGAGGGAUUCGCUGGGCAGAUGA